Carassius auratus (goldfish) is the source of this 2111-nucleotide messenger RNA. RefSeq names its product protein eyes shut homolog. NCBI's taxonomy places the organism in Eukaryota, Metazoa, Chordata, Actinopteri, Cypriniformes, Cyprinidae. The record is from RefSeq and is a predicted model, not a curated record. The coding region runs from base 131 to 1438 and encodes 435 amino acids. The transcript is spliced from 3 exons.
UCGCGGUGCCACCUGUGUGCCCCUUCCCGAUGGAUACACAUGCCAGUGCCCCCUAGGCUCUGCUGGACUCUUCUGCCAGCAAGCUGUAUCUAUCAGUGAUCCCUUCUUCAGUGGGAAUCAAUCAUCUUGGAUGUCAUUUCCUCCCAUCAACAUGAGGCACAGAACUCAUCUGCAGCUGCAGUUUCAAACUCUUUCACCAGAGGGAAUCCUGUUCUACGCCUCACGAUACUUGAGCAGUCGGUCCGGUGAUUUCCUCAGCGUAUCCCUGUCAGCUGGAUUUGUGCAGCUCCGCUAUAAUCUGGGAAACGAAACUAUUGUAUUACAGUCUCCACAACGUGUAGAUGUGACCGGCGUGAAGUGGCACACGGUGAAGACUGGUAGAGAAGGCAACCGUGGUUUUCUGAUUCUGGAUGAUGAAGCUGUAACCAGGAACUCUUCGGAGGGCACGACCACUCUAGAUGUUAGCACAAAUAUUUUCAUUGGUGGUGUGUCCUCCCUGAACACAGUGUCCCCAGAAGCAAUGGAGAAGGAGCCUGUGGGAUUCACAGGAAGCAUUCGAGAGGUCAUAGUCAACGGGCAGGACCUUGUUCUUACAGAGACAGGCGCACUGGAUGGAGCCAAUGUUGGCGACUGGGACGGGACAGCAUGUGGAUAUAAGGUUUGCUCGAACAGUGGCUACUGCCAUCCAGCUGGACUUUCUUCAUUCAGGUGUAUUUGCCCCGCGCUGUGGACUGGUUCACGGUGCCAGCAAUCAGUUCACUGUGUCAACAAUCUAUGUCAACACAAUUCUGUCUGUGUCCAUAACACAACUUCUGCUUCGUAUUCAUGUAUGUGUUCUCUGGGAUGGGUUGGGACGUACUGUGACCAAGAGGUUACAUUGAGAACUUUAAGGUUUACUGGAAACUCUUAUUUGAAAUACAAGGACCUGAAGUACCACUCUAGGAAUUUGAUGUACACUGAGGUGGCACUGAAUUUUUCUGCUUCAUCAGGGGACGGUUUGAUCCUUUGGAUGGGGAAAGCACACAGUGAAGACGAUGACCAUCUAGCGGUUGGGCUGCAGGGCGGUUAUCUGAAGGUUUCAGUCAAUCUUGGUGAGAGAACUGCUCUUCCGCUUGUGUAUCAAAAGACUUUCUGCUGUAAUUACUGGAAUUACCUGUCUAUCAUUCAUAACCGAACUCUCAUCCAAGUCUAUGUGAAUGAGGAGAGAGUCAUUUUUGAAGACAUUGACCCCUUUGAACGGUAUGUAGCAGUUAAUUAUGGAGGGGAGAUUUAUUUAGGGGGUUUCGAAUUGAAAAGAGAUGUGGCGUCAGUUACUUCUGGUGUAUUUACUAAAGGGUUUGAUGGGAGCAUUAAAGAUGUUUUCUUGUAUCGGGACAUCAGACAGCUGGACUUUUUACAAACCAGUGAAGGUUUUAAUGUCUAUCAAGGGGAAGAGUAGAAAAAAUGGCUGUGCGUAUUGUUGCUAACUUGAUAUUUGAUUUCAGGUAUUCAGCUGUAGAAUAGAAUACGCCAGUGAGUUAGAAAGAAAAUCAACAUUUCCAAAAGUGUAUGUCUUUUAAAUAAUGGGGUGACUUUUCUGCAUUUAUGUAUUAACUCUUUAAUGGUAAAUUGUUUCAACUUCUACCGUAAAAGGCAAUCAAAACAUUUACCCCAAUAGUAGUCUUAUUUCCUUUUUUGUUAUUGUGAAAUAAACCGUACCUUAUUCUGUGAUCUCAGGUGUUAUGUUUAAUUACAGUGUAUGGCAAUAAAAAAAUAAGCCUCUUUAAGAAACAAAGACUUUCAUUUCAGUCGCUUUACUAAUAAUAAAAACAUUUUAUGAACUGUACAUAAACACGAUGUGCUAAAUAUGCACAUUUCUGUUGUGUGACAAGCCAAAAUGUACAAAGAAAUAUUUGUCACAUGAAAUAUAGAAAAUACUUAAAGCCAAUUUAAAAAAAAUUAAAACCGAAAAAUAAAACGUGUAGCAAAAGAAGCUGUUCUCAUCAACCAUGACAUGUUUUGUCUCAUGGCAGUUUGCGUACAACAGUAGUUUCAUUUUCUUGAUUACAACCAGCUGGUUGUGAAGACAAUGUUAGUGGGUAAUUGAAAAGCCAGGUAGGGAAAAUUUACAA